GAUCUGUUAAGGACUUAGAUGAAGAAUACCCAGUAAGAAGAACAUAAUGAUAAUGUCCGUGCAUGAUCCUAUAGCCCGUAAACGAUCACUCGGAGUUCCUGAAACAAAGGACGGAGUGGUCAAUAAGAAAUUCAAAAGUGAAAAUAAGGAGAUACCAGAAGAUGCUACCGCCAGUAACUUCUUUUCAGAAAAGAUGUAUUCAGCAUACGUUAAGUCUGCGUUGGACUCAUUGGACAAAAAUGAUCCUGUGCCGAUCAACUCCUUGACUUCCAAGAUAAACUUACCCUUCACUCAUAAGGAUGCCAUUUCCCUUGCCCAUAUGAACGUGGUUUUGAACGGGUUGAUAUCCAAUGUCUCAAAACUUGAUAACAAAUCAUGUCAUGAAUUGAUAUCGGCUGUGCUUGAAUUUAAAUGGCUCGAUGUGGCAAGCAGGCAGGACUCGGCUUAUUCACAAUUCACCGACCUAUACUCAAGGUUCAUUAGUGUCUUGGUGUCCUCCUUUCCCAAAUACUUGCAUGAGGUCACCAAGAAACUUGUUGGGGAGUUUAGCAGGUCUGAAUGCUUGCCAGCUCCUGCUGCAUUGAACAAGCAUCAUGAGAUCUUAUCAAAGCUCAUCAAAUUCAUUCCAACCUGCAUUAACUCAUUACCUCAAACUUUACAAAAGCAUUUUCCACAUCAUUUAUCAUCCAACACUGCUGAGCUAACCAACUACGUUCAGAAUUUGAUGAAAAUUAUCACAUAUUGUCCAGACCUCCAAUUCAAUAUUUGGCAACUCAUCAUCGAAUGUUGCAUUAAACUUGAUGUCGAGUUGCAAAACGAAUUGGAUGACUUGGAUGAUGACGAGAUUGAAGAGUUAAUCAACGGUAAGGAUGAGGAUGAGGAUGAUGAGGAUGAUGAAGAUGAUGAAGAUGAGGGUGUUGAUACCGACGAAACAAAGGCCGGAGAUAAAUCAGUCCUCGAAGAUGUAAUAGGUGACAUCGACGAAGUUCUCGAUGGAGAUCUGGAGUAUUUAAUCGAUCCAAUUACUUCCACUGCAAACAUUAAAAAGCUCCUGUCGAAGUUGGAUUCGGUUAUGAAUUUAUUGUUAACAAAUACUUCCAAUUCAUUCACACAAGAGGAAUUAAAUGAAGGUAAUGGAGUUCCGUUGUUCAAUACCAUUACCUCUUUGUUUAGAAGUCAUAUCUUACCUACUCACUUCACAAAAUCAAUUCAAUUCAUUAUUUUCCAUAUUUCCCAAUAUCAGCCGGAACUUGCUGAUUCAUAUCUUGUCUUGCUUAUCGACGUUGCAUUCAAUACCAACGAGAUUUUGGAGAAAAGACUUAAGGCAAUGCAAUAUUUGUCAUCUUAUAUUGCAAGGGCUAAGAACUUGUCAAGACAUCAAAUUGUAUUUAUUGUCAGCUAUUUAGUUGGUUGGUUGAACAAAUACAUGUUGGAGAGGGAAUGUGAAAUUUAUGAUCAAGAUGAUAACUCACAAAGAGCCUCCAACCAAAAGGGAAACCAGACGGGAGGUAUGGAAAGGUUUAAGUUGUUCUAUGCUGCAUUCCAAGCUUUGUUGUACAUCUUUUGCUUUAGACAUGACCUGUUGUACAAGAGCUCUAAGCCUGCUUCUGCUGAUCAGUCAUUUGGUGAUUCUGAAUGGGAAUGUGACUUGGACAAGUUUUUCCAAAGAGUCAUUCUUGCCAAAUUUAACCCAUUGAAGUUUUGUGAUGAGACUGUGGUUUAUAUUUUUGCUAAGCUUGCUACCAAAUUGAAUGUGUGUUACUGCUAUUCGAUUAUUGAGCAUAACAAAAGGGAAAGAAUGUUACAAACCAAUGGUAAGGCCACCUUGCCUUCCGCAGUGGCAAACUUCAAGCAAAAACAAGAAUUUUUAGAUUUAGAGGGUUAUUUCCCUUUUGAUCCUCUUGUUCUUCCAACUUGCAAAGCACUCAUCAGUAAAAACUAUGUUGAAUGGUCUGAAGUUAACCCAAGUGGAGAUGAUGCGGAUGAUGAUGAAGAUAGUGGUAGUCACCAGGAGGCUAUGAGUGAUGAUGAUAUAGUUUCUUCUGAUGAGGAAAUUACAAGUGAUGAAGAGGAUUAAUAGAAUGGUUAGUAAUUAGCAUAUACUGUAUAUUUAGUCGUAAAAUACAGGUCUGU
Suhomyces tanzawaensis NRRL Y-17324 is the source of this 2133-nucleotide messenger RNA. RefSeq names its product rDNA-binding RNA polymerase I transcriptional factor (gene RRN3). The record is from RefSeq and is a predicted model, not a curated record. Gene Ontology annotation, biological process: transcription initiation at RNA polymerase I promoter. Gene Ontology annotation, cellular component: nucleus. The coding region runs from base 53 to 2077 and encodes 674 amino acids. The transcript is spliced from 2 exons. Gene Ontology annotation, molecular function: RNA polymerase I general transcription initiation factor activity; RNA polymerase I core binding. Lineage: Eukaryota; Fungi; Ascomycota; Pichiomycetes; Serinales; Debaryomycetaceae.